Xyrauchen texanus (razorback sucker) is the source of this 3545-nucleotide messenger RNA. RefSeq names its product fibronectin type III domain-containing protein 7. Gene Ontology annotation, molecular function: protein binding. The transcript has 13 exons. Bases 1 to 2403 code for a protein of 800 amino acids. The record is from RefSeq and is a predicted model, not a curated record. Lineage: Eukaryota; Metazoa; Chordata; Actinopteri; Cypriniformes; Catostomidae.
AUGAAGCUAGAAGAUGAUGUGAUCACCGGCAGCACCAUUUCUGUGAAUAUUUUCACGGUGACAUCAAAGAGCGCAGUGGUGCGCUGGAGCAGAUAUGAAGGUGCACAGUCCUACAGAGUAACAGCAUCCCUGCGUAACUCUCCAGUCCCCGUGGUCUUCGCCAGCUUUGGACAGAACACCGUUAUGGGCUCUGUUAAUUCACUGAGCCCCAACACUGCAUACACCUUUCGGGUAGAGGCCCUGGGCAGCUUCAUGAAUGUGCUGGCAGAUGAUAUUGUGGAUGGAUCUACUGCUCCUGAUGUGCCGACCAUUCAGGUGGCCUCCUCCAAAGAAAGCCAGAGUGUUACUGUGGAAUUCACAGAGGAAUCAGGCGCAACUUCAUACAUCCUGCGCGCUGAGACCAGUGAUGGCUCUUUUUUCUCCGAGACCCCAGUUGUCAUCUCUCCCGGGACUGUCACCAACCUGCAGCCAUACACAGACUACACUCUUAGUGUCAUGUCUGUCAACAGUGCUGGCAGAAGCCAGCCAUCCAUCUCCGCGCAGGCAAAGACAGUCCUUCCUGCCCCACAGUUCAAUACCAGCUCUCCCAGUAACAGCAGUAUUCUGGUUAAGUGGGAGCCUGUGAAUCACGCUGUCCUCUACAGCCUGAACAUCAUCAAGGAUAGCUCAUACAACCGGAGCCGCUACAACACCACAGACACUCUGAAGAAUUUUGAAAACCUGGAGCCUGGAACCAUUUACUGUAUAAAAGGAAAUGCCUGGAGUCCUGAGCAGAUUCCCGGAGAUGACUACACUGUCUGCCAGAUCACACGUCCUUCCACUCCUCAAACCACUGAGGUGUUGGUGUCAUUCAUCCCUGUGGCUGGAAUUGUGGUGUCAUGGGAUCUAGUCCAAGGUGCAGACCAGUAUGUAGCCUUGAGCUCGACUGGCCAGAACUGCUCCUCAUCCAGUAACUCGUGCACUCUGAGCCCUCUGGUCUGUGGAGAAGUACAUUCUAUCACAGUGACCGCUGUUAACCAGGCUGGACCCAGCAUCCCUUCGCUGCCUAUACAGUUUAUCUCUUUCCCCUGUCCUCCACAGCCCAUCUGGGUGGAGGAAGUGGUGGCCGGCAACUGCUCUGUCAGAUGGAGCUCCGUCCCUCAUGCGGAGUACUACACCACCUUCAUCAAGAGUGAUGAUGGCAUCGAGGAGACGUGCAACUCCACCCAGACAUCCUGUCACUUUUACUGCCGCUGCGGAUACUCCUACAUCAUGAGUGUGUUUGCACACAAUCAGGCUGGACCGAGUCCCCCAGGACCUGUGCUCAACUACACCACCUUGCCUUGCUGUCCAGAGCACACAACAGUUUCUCUAGUUUCCUGGGAGACUCUGAUGAUAAAGUGGGAUCCUGUACGUGGGGCAGAUCUGUAUGAGACUCGUGCUGCCGUUGCAUCGCAAGUGAUCCUUUGUAAUGACACGGCGCCCGUGUGUGCCCUCUCUGACCUCACCUGCAACAGCAGGUACAGUGUAGUCGUCAUUCCUUGUAAUGACCUGCGCGGGUGCAACCUCACCUGCAACCCACAGUCACAUGAAACAGCUCCAUGUAUGCCUGAGAUCAUUAGUGUGAGUCAGAGUAACACCUCUAGUGUGCUGGUCACCUGGAAUUCUGAAAACAGUGCUGCAAACUACACUGUCAGUGUAAUUGGCACAGUGGGCGACACACACAACUGCCACUCAAAUGGCACUUCCUGUCAGGUGUCCAACCUGUCCUGUGGCUCCAUCUAUGAAAUCACUGCCAUUGCCUUAUCCUCCGCUGGAGAAAGCAUGCCCAGCUACACUGUUCCCCUGGAAACAGCACCUUGUUGCCCAGCCAGUCUCACAGUGAGUCAGGUGACCCAGGCCAUGACCAACGUCACCUGGUCAUCUGCUGUCGGUGGCCAGACCUAUAUUGUCUCCCUGUCUUCACCAAGGGGCAAUGCACAGUGUCACACUGUGGAAACAGAAUGCUUGAUGGGAUGCGUCACAUGCGGCAAUAACUACACAGUUUCCCUGGAAGCGUUCAGUCGUACCGGGCAUAAGGCGGAUUGCACUUACCAUGGCUUCUCUACCAGUGAGUGUUGUCCCUCUGGUAUUCGACUGUUCAGAGGAGCCAAUAACACACUACGUGUGUAUUGGCGGUCUAACAGCAUCCUUACCAACUACACAGCAGAAGUUGUUGGAAGUGGCAGCACUCACGUGUGCAGCCCAGAGCUUGGCAGCAACAUGUGUGAUGUGUCUGAGAUUGUGUGUGGUCAAGUAUACUCAGUGGUUGUCGCCCCACUGAAUCGAGAUGGAACCAGGGUCCAGUUCUGUUCAAGCAGGAUUUAUUCAGUUUCAUGUUCAGGCAACAAUGUUGGAAUGGUUCUUUAUCGAGGCAGAAGAUAAUGAUGAUAAACAUAUGUGUGUUCUCCACACCAACAUGAGCUUCUGUUAAUAUUGGACAACUGGACUCUUCAAAAAGACCCCACCUCCCCCCACCCCCCAGACCAGGAACAAAAAUGUACUGAAUAUUUUGAAACAAGCUUAUUGAGGUCUCUGCUUAUGAAGUCAGGCAAUAUGAAUGAGUGCAAAUGUUGUAACACCUGAGAAAUGUAAUUAGUUGGGAUUCAACAUGUGUCUAGUCACUGAUUUUUAUAAAUUUAAAUUGAGUACUUUAAAUAAUUGUAAGAUAUGCCAUUAAUUUGAACUUCUUUGAAGGGUUUCAUUUGAAAAACCACUAUUAAUGUGAGACAUUCACAUUUGGAUUUCACUUUUAGAGUUUGGUGAGUUUUUCCAGCUUUUGCGUGGAAUUAAUCUAUGGCCAAUUUAAUUGAAAAUCAAACACCAAAUAAUGAAUAUUAACAUUAACUUAAUAUUCAGGGAUCCCUAAUGUUAUCUCAGGAAUUUAGACUUUACAGACAAUUCAUGCACUUGGGUGUCAUAUUAUUUUUGUACCUCUACAAUUGCACCUUAAACAAUUUCCAAAUUAAUUUCUCUUACAGUCCAUAGUAAACAAAAUUCUUAUGAGGCAGAUAUGUUCCAUCUGAGAGAAUAUUUUUGCUUUGAAACAUACAAACAUGACAUUCCACCACAUUCAAAACUGUAUUUUGAGUUUUGUUAGUGGUAAAAGGGAUAGUUCACCCUCUAUGAAAAAUUUAAAUUCUCUCAUUAUUUACUCAACCUCAUUCUAUCCAAGAUGUGUAUGACUUUCUUUAUUCUGCAAAACCCAUGAGGUUGAGUAAAUGAUGAGAGAUUUUUAUAUUUGUUGAACUAUCCCUUUAAAUCCUGCCACCAUUUCCAAGAUCAGAUUACAAAAAGUGAAACUCCUGAUAAUUUUGCAGUCAAAAAAAGAAGAAAAAAAGGGUACAUGUAAUUGAAUGUUAACUCAACUCAAAUUUGGUUUAUAGUUAGAGUCUCUAUGUGUGGUGCCUUUGAGGGAAAUGUAGCAUCAGUAAAGUUUGAUAAAUUAUUAAUUGGACUUCCCUUGGAUGUUUGUAAAAUACAUUAUUUGUUGGGAUGUGAAAUAAAAUCCAUUGACAUUAAAAUUA